Messenger RNA from Cyclopterus lumpus (lumpfish), 3110 nucleotides. Its product is annotated as leucine-rich repeat transmembrane neuronal protein 4. Gene Ontology annotation, molecular function: protein binding. Gene Ontology annotation, cellular component: plasma membrane. NCBI's taxonomy places the organism in Eukaryota, Metazoa, Chordata, Actinopteri, Perciformes, Cyclopteridae. The record is from RefSeq and is a predicted model, not a curated record. The transcript is spliced from 3 exons. Bases 118 to 2007 code for a protein of 629 amino acids.
AGACCGGGCUCGUGGAUUAGGACGGUACCUGUCUGUGGAGAGCGCGUCAUGCGGACUCGGAUGUCGCGCACCAGAAGCCAUUAAAACCUGUAGGCUGGAGCUGACAGAGACGCGGAUAUGGGCUCUGCUUUGCGGCGUCGCUGGCUAGUGGUCCAACUCCUGAUGCAGGUGUGGCUGGCAGCAAAUCCAUCUUUGAGUGAGCGCCCAUGCCCCAAGAGCUGUCGCUGUGAUGGCAAAAUUGUCUAUUGUGAGUCAAGCGCCUUUCGCGAUGUCCCCAAGAACCUCUCCGGAGGCUGUGAAGGCCUGUCUUUGCGGUACAACAGCCUCGUCAGUCUUCGCGCCGGCCAGUUUGUCGGCCUCAACCACCUCAUCUGGCUCUACUUGGACCACAAUUACAUUGCCUCUGUGGAUGUAUUGGCCUUUCAGGGGGUCCGCAGGCUCAAAGAGCUGAUCCUGAGUUCCAACAAGAUCACGUCGCUCCACAACACCACAUUCCACCCUGUCCCCAAUUUGCGGAACCUGGACCUGUCGUACAACAAGCUGCAAGCCUUGCAGCCUGGGCAGUUCCAGGGACUACGGAAGCUUCUCAGCCUCCACAUACGCUCAAAUUCUCUAAAAACCGUCCCAGUGCGUCUGUUCCAAGAUUGCAGAAAUCUUGAGUUCCUGGAUCUGGGUUACAACCGCUUGCGCAGUAUCACUCGGAAUGCAUUUUCAGGCCUAGUCAAGCUCACUGAGCUGCAUUUGGAGCAUAACCAGUUCUCAAAGAUCAAUUUCUCCCACUUUCCUCGCCUCUACAAUCUGCGGGCACUUUACUUGCAGUGGAAUCGAAUUCGCUCAAUGAACCAGGGCCUUACCUGGACCUGGGCCUCCAUCCAGAAACUGGAUCUGUCUGGAAAUGAUCUGAUGGAAGUGGAUGCUGUGGUUUACCAAUGCCUACCUAACCUGCAGACCCUCAAUCUGGACUCCAACAAGCUGACCAAUGUCUCCCAGGAGGUGGUUGAUGCCUGGAUCUCUUUGACUACAAUAAGCUUAGCUGGGAAUGUAUGGGACUGUGGCCCUGCCAUCUGUCCUCUGGUGGCCUGGCUGAGAAACUUCAGAGGGGCAAAGGAGACCACAAUGAUCUGCGCCUCCCCCAAGAAAGCCCAGGGUGAGAAAGUGAUGGAUGCUGUCGAAGCUUUUGGUGUUUGCCAAUCAAACCCAGGGACAACGCUCACUGUGAGUAUCCCUCCAACCCCAUCCAGAGUCCCUGUGGAGACUGAACGCCGACCAGCCAUUCGGGCUUCACCUACUGGUUCUGGAAAGAGAGGAGAGGGAUCUAUCAGGGGUCCCACAUUGUCAGCUGUUACCCCAGCUCUGGCACUUCCCCCGGAGCAAGACUUGGAGCCUGUGUCCUUCCACAAGAUUGUGGCUGGAAGCGUUGCCCUUUUUCUAUCUGUUGCGAUGAUCCUGUUGGUAAUCUACGUGUCUUGGAAGCGCUACCCCAGCAGUGUCAAGCAGCUGCAGGAGCAUUCGGCAGCAGCCCGCAAACGCCGCAAGAAAGCUAGAGAGACGGAGCGCACCCUGAGCUCUCCACUUCAGGAGUACUAUGUGGACUACAAGCCCACCAACUCUGAGGCCAUGGACGUGCUUGUGAAUGGGACCGGACCCUGCACCUAUACCAUCUCAGGCUCCCGAGAAUGCGAGGUCCCCCACCAGUUGGGCGCGCUGACCUUCUACCGCUACGAGCAGCCGAUCGUGGACUACUGCCAGGCCCAUCAACCCUUGCGGCUCAACAUGGGCUACGAGGGACCCCCACAGGGCCUGGAGGGCCUGGAGGACCUGGGGCCGUGUGAUCGGGGCACCAUACAGACAGUGGCGCUCCCGGCCGUGCCCUCCGCUGCCAGCAUUGGUGCCCCCGUGCCAGGGCCUCGCUCUCCUCCGCCGCCCCUCAGACCACCGGCUGACGGUCCCAGCGGCGGUCAGUUCCCCCCCGCCGAACGCACCGGCACGCUCAAAUUCGGACGCUAGCCGGCCGAGUCCGGUUGCUGGAAGUGGGCCAAGGGCCCUCCGAUUCGACGUGACUUUGUAACAAAGGGGCGGGCGAGCUGGUUAUUCAGUGGGGCCUUGUUUUCCCAACAUGAGUAUGUGAACUAGAGGACAAAACACUUUUCUAAUUCUGCCUGGAGGGAUUUGGCAUCUGAAACACGCAGUCUCACUAAUAUACAGUAGAGGGUGAGACAUCCUUUGCGGAUGAUUUUGAUUUAUUUUUCCAAAAGCACCUCCAUAUAAAACUACUUCAAUCAUGGGAGGUACUACAGCAUUAAGACAGAAAAAGAGCAUUACCUUGUUUCCACAUCCGGUCUUUGCCAUAUUUUGCCAUAUCCCAUCAUGGGGCACCUGUUCACAGCAGUCCACGUGCACUGAGUCAGGAGUGAAAGGGGCAGUGCAAUAAACACGAGGUCUCCAUCAUGUGAGGGGCAGGAACGUAAAACAUACAAAAAGAGAUGGAGUUGGACAUCUUGUGAAGGGGCUUCAUACUGUGAUUAUUACUAAAAUAUCGAGUCAGUAUUUGUCGAGACAAUUUUAUAGAAUUUCUCGAUCCUUUGUCUUACUUUCUUUUCUUUCUUCAGAUGUGGGACUUCACGCUGAAUUCCAUUAAUGUGCAUGUCAAACCAAAGAGUUUACUUAUAUGUUUUUUUUUUUUUUUUUAAUGCACAUAAGCUACUUUAGCUGGGGGCAUUCUUAAAAUGCCAGUUGGUGUACUACAAUGGCCUCCACCAACUCCUACUACAUUAACAUUUACCCCCCCCCCCCCCGUUCGUCUCAACAGAUAAGCAGAGUAUGAUAAAUACGAGAGAGCAAAUUAAAUUUAUAAAUAUAUAUUUGUCAUGAUGACUAUCUGGUCCUCCCAAUGCCAAUUUUGACUUGUGACGCUACAAAGCGGCGAUUAACCACGCAAACCCCUUCAGGGGAGACGUUAUGGCCGCGUUCCAUGAAUUCCUUCAACAUGCAGCAGAAAGGCAGGUCUUUGUAUAUGAUUACAUCCCAGCUGAAUGACUCACUGUGCUUUAAACAGUUCUUCAUGGUGGGAGAAACAAGUACAUUUGAAUGAAUUGUACAUAUAUUCCUAC